AUGGUAAAUUAUUUGGAGCGUGCUCGAGCAUUAGCUGAAUAUUCACCUUUACCAUAUACCAAUAUAGCAUCAUCACAACAAUGUAAACCUAAGAAAAUUUCAAAGGUUAACUUUAUUGUUAAUCCGCAACGAGAAAGUACAAUUGGAUAUGAACGAGUAGAAGAUGUUAUUCAAGAAGACAAUAAUUGCAUGAAACAUAAAGUUAAAUUCAUCAAUGCAUCGGCGCAAUUGUCGCAAAUUCGUUGCUGUUGCAAUCUUAUGCAUACUGUGGUAGUGUUUUUUCAUACUGGUACCAAGUUAUUUCUAUUAACUUAUGUGGCCUUAUCAGUUAUCAUUUUUACAUUUGCGAUGAAAUCAGCUAUAAUUUGGUCUGUGAUACCAUUUAUAGUUGCUUCAUUAAGUAUUUAUGCAUUAUACACGGAAAAACAUAAAUAUUUAUAUCCAUUUUUGAUUAUAUCGAGUGCUCAUAUAAUACUUUGUAUUGUGAUUGUAAUUGUAAUAAUUACAUUUACAGCUGCCAAUUAUGGUACUUUUAGGCAAAUUGUUGGAUAUUAUAUGAAAAUACGACUUAGUGAUACAUUUAUCGUGAUAUUCGUUAUCACAUCUGUCAUCUUAUUCCUUAUUUUGUCCAUCAUGCAUUUAUGGCAAUUAAAUGUUGUUUAUAGUUGUAUGAUCUAUUUCGAACAAAAGCGCUGCCUGGAGCGUGAACAAUGCCAUCCGAUGAUUGUAAAAUACAGUUGUUCAAAUGGAAAAGAAGAUGGACAUCACAAUCAUUUUAUUACUAAUCAUAAGUGUUAUGAAAGUUGUGCUGCCGUAUAA
Molecule: messenger RNA, 819 nt
Organism: Brugia malayi
Lineage: Eukaryota; Metazoa; Nematoda; Chromadorea; Rhabditida; Onchocercidae
Exons: 6
Coding region: 1-819 (272 amino acids)
Source: RefSeq, a predicted model, not a curated record